This is a messenger RNA of Oncorhynchus gorbuscha (pink salmon), 1979 nucleotides long. It is a transcript of the gene mapda, whose product is annotated as adenosine deaminase-like. The coding region runs from base 162 to 1205 and encodes 347 amino acids. The record is from RefSeq and is a predicted model, not a curated record. Gene Ontology annotation, biological process: adenosine catabolic process; inosine biosynthetic process. Gene Ontology annotation, molecular function: adenosine deaminase activity. The transcript has 10 exons. Lineage: Eukaryota; Metazoa; Chordata; Actinopteri; Salmoniformes; Salmonidae.
UAGGAACGAGAAGGAAAAAGAGGGGAUUGUUUCACUGUUGCAACUUAGUGGUGCGACGAUUAAAUAAACACUGAAAACAAAGGAAGCAACCAGAAAGAAAGUGAGGAUCGCACAGGUUCAUAGAUCAUUGAGUAAAUAUAUUUCUGAAUAAAACAAUUAGAAUGGAGGAGGUUGAUUUAUUCUACCGUCAGCUGCCAAAAGUGGAGCUUCAUGCCCAUCUCAAUGGCUCUGUCAGCUUUUCAACCAUCGAGAAACUCAUGGCUCGAAAGCCACAUCUCAACAACGAACACGGCAUGACUGCUAUUCGCAGUGGUCAGCGGAGGACACUGGAUGAGUGUUUCCAGGUCUUCAAAGUCAUCCAUCAGUUAGUAGAUACAGAGGAGGACAUUCUUAUGGUUGCCAAAGAUGUCAUCAGGGAGUUUGCAGCUGAUGGAGUAAAAUAUCUAGAACUGAGAAGUACCCCACGAAAGGAGAAGAACACAGGAAUGACAAAGAGAAGGUAUGUGGAAACGGUCAUCGAGGCCAUCCGUCAAUGUAAAAAUGAGGGAGUUGACAUUGAAGUCAGGUUCCUGGUAGCUGUUGACCGUAGGAAUGGGGCUGAGGUUGCUAUGGAGACCGUUAAACUGGCAGAGGACUUCAUGCUGUCUACCGGUGGUCUGGUGGUGGGGCUGGACCUCAGUGGAGAUCCUACGGUGGGCCAUGGCAGAGAUCUCCUUCCGGCCUUGCAAAAAGCCAAGAACUGUGGACUAAAACUCUCUCUACACCUGUCAGAGGUGCCAUCUCAGGCAGACGAAUCAGAGCUGCUGCUAAACAUUCCACCUGACAGGAUUGGUCAUGGGACUUUCUUACACCCUGAAGUGGGUGGGUCACAAAGCCUGGUUGAUAAAGUGCGGAAGCAUAACAUACCUCUGGAACUAUGCCUAACCUCUAAUGUCAAAGGUCAGACAGUGUCAUCCUAUUCUCAACAUCACUUCCUGUACUGGUACCAAAUGGGACACCCUAGUGUGAUCUGUACAGACGACAAGGGGGUGUUCUGCACAGACCUGUCUCAGGAGUACCAGUUGGCCGCCUCUACCUUCAACCUCAGUCAGGAGGACAUGUGGACUCUGUCCCAGAAGGCGAUAGACUGCACCUUCGCCCCAGACCUACAGCAGCAUCUACACCAGAAGUGGCUGGAGCUACGGCCAACGCUGUUCCAGUUAUGACAGACAGAACGCACUGCUUGACAUCUAUGGGAUCAGAAUCACCAAUCUUGACCAUUUGAGUAGUAAUGAGAUGUAGAUUAGUGAUUCCAGCAUGUGCUUCUCAGAAUAGCUGAAGAAUGAGGGACCAUGAGUCAUUUAAAAUUAGUAAAGUAGUUCAUCAAUAAAACAUACAUCAUGCUGCUUUUAUUAAGUUAUUUGUACGUGUCUCCCAGUAAGUAGAAAGGUAGGUUACUUUACUUUCAAUGUGAAACUCAUUCUCCGCAAACAAAUACUAGAACAGACAGCAGGCACGUUUUCCAUUCACUGAAGAUCGAGGCUAGGUGACAAUGGUCAAAUUAUACAAAAAGUCAAACGUAUGCUCAUCAUUCAAUGAAUCAUCUUUAAGUAUGUUGACCCUUGCAGACUCCAACUCAUCUGAAUGUAAGCAACUCCAUAUUGUUGGUACUGGAUUAAAUGAGCCGGUUACAGUAGGUACAGGAAAAGGCAGGUGGUGGAACCAUAGCAAAUAAUUAUUCUAUUUCUAUGGGUGGAACCGUCACCACUGUAUGCUGUCUCCUAUCCUCAGGUGGUGGGUACAUAAAGUCUAAUAGAGUCUCAUUUUCACUAUGGAUGGUACUCUAACCCUUGGGUACAGGGCUAGGCACAGAGAAAGGUGACACUGCCAUUGGUCAAAGCACAGUCCUACUGCUGUACACUAAGGUUGUUAUAGUAAAUUAAAAUAAAUGAAAAAACGAAUUAAACCAAUUUUAAACAAAUAAAAACCAUUAUGAAUUA